Molecule: messenger RNA, 360 nt
Organism: Drosophila miranda
Lineage: Eukaryota; Metazoa; Arthropoda; Insecta; Diptera; Drosophilidae
Exons: 1
Coding region: 1-360 (119 amino acids)
Source: RefSeq, a predicted model, not a curated record
AUGCCAGCAGAUCUGGUCGCAAAGGAGCGCUACCAGCGCGACUUAAACACUCACAUAAAGGCCAUCGAUGAACAGUGGAAGAAGCAGUUAUCGUGGUAUCCGCAAACGCAGGCCUUCCUCUAUGGUCGGGUUCCCCAGAUCUACUUGGAGAGCCGUCAGAUGUAUGGGGACGAGCACUUUCUGCGCUACGCCCGUCGCCAUCGCCUGCACCAGAAGCACACGGUGACCAAGCAGGAUGCGGAGCGGAUUCUGUUGGAGCGCCAGGAGAAGCUCGACGCAGAUACUCUCAAUUGUAAGGCCUCACCCACUACGAACGGAGAGUACGGCCGCGUCAAGCCCACACGCCAGCACUUUUGCUAG